Messenger RNA from Paramuricea clavata, 4919 nucleotides. The record is from the annotation of a GenBank genome assembly. NCBI's taxonomy places the organism in Eukaryota, Metazoa, Cnidaria, Anthozoa, Malacalcyonacea, Plexauridae.
GACCACCAAAAUCCAUCUUCUGACAUUGAUCUCCAACACUUAUCCCCUCCCUUAUCCUUGUCCCCUAAUGACUCUCCAUCUCAAGCUAAUGAACUGUUUGGUGAAGAGCCUGUACCACCUUGUUUGGCGUCCCAGAUUCCCCCCCGCAAGCGUGUAGUUGCCCAUCAAGGUCCACCUGCAGCACCUGUUACUCAUGAUUCUAGAAAGGUCCUUACCUCAUCGCCCUCAUCUGUUUGUCACUUACCAUCUGAUGAUUUGCGCCAUGCUAUUAAGGUGCCCCGGCAACGUGAGAGAACCGUGGUCUGUUUACAGUCUUCCCCUCCUCCAUCCUCGCCUUCCCGCCACCGGCCGUUACCUUCUAGUUCGCCAGAGUGUAUAGUCAUUGAUGAUGAUGUUGACACUAAGUAUUAUGAUGAACGUGCUAAUCGAGAUCAAGCGCUUAAUGUUCUUCGAUCGGUAUUUAAAGCUGCUGAAGAUUUAGCAAAGUCCCCUGCUUCUCCAUCCUCUCCGAAUUCUGCGUGUGAAGAUCUGGUUAAGUUGCGUGGUAGCACUGAUACUUCGUCGUCUGCCAAUCCCUCGGUUGCUGUCCCUGCACAGAGUAUUUUGGCCUCGGUAACCCCUCGUGACACUACUGACACCACAAAAUCCUCGCCUACGCAGGAUUCCACUCCUUUGUCAUUACCUUCUCGACCUACUGCUGAAUUACUGGACCCAUCCUUGCGUGAACCCUCGGAGACUGACUCCUUGGAGUCCCCUGAUUCCUGCAACGCUUUGGUCAUUCCCUCCCUUGCAAUGCCCGAAUUUGGUGAGCACUCUCAAGCUGAUAACCUUAGUCCUUCGAUAGCGUCAAAUGAUUCUACGUUUGAUGAUACCCAUAUUCCCUCCUCACCAGAACCUGUGCUCCCUGAACCUUCGACCGCGCCUCCAACUUCUCCUAAGUCCCUCAACCCCUCACCUGAUCUAUUUCCCUGUUCGGACUCGCCUCCUGACCUCCCACCACGAUCGGUUUAUCCAAGUGAACCAUCCUCCGCUUCUCCCGUAGUACCUAUUUCCCCCAGGACGCCUGAUUUUCUUGACCCUACGUCGAGUCAACUUGAUUGUACACCAUUUGGUCAUACUGUUGUCACCAAUUCCAAUGUUCCCUCUCCUGAAAGGUCCCCCACCCACCAACCAUCCCCACCCUUAUCCCUGUCGCCGAGUGAUUCUCCAUCCAAAGUCAGUGAUUUAUUCGGUGAUCACCCACAAUCAAAGUUAUCCAAGAGUCCCACCUCGUGCACAGUGCAUUCUCAUUGCUCUGUUGCGGGUCAUGAGACCAGAAUUGUUUCUACUGCACAGCCGGCGAAGGGAGACCUGCCGUCCAAUGACUUCGUCAUAUUAUUAAAGCGUCUCAGAAGAAUGCAAGGGUAAUAACAUGUUCAACCUCUUCCCGGCAACCAUCCCCUCCUGAAUCCCCGGAGUGUAUUGUCCUUGAUGAAAUUGAGGAUCCUGCCGUCAAGCGUGAUCGUGAGACUCGUGAGGAGGCGUUGAGAGUUCUACGCUCUGUGUUUCACACAGCCGAAGUUUUGGCAAUGUCUCCAACAUCAUCUUUGUCCCCCGCCGGAUCACUGGAUGACCUGAUCAAACUUCGUGGGAGUACGAAUUCCUCCUCGACACCCAAUACUCCCCCUGGGCCCUCAGCUAUUCCACCUUCUGAGUCACCUCGUGUUGAUGAUGUAAUUGCACCCCCGCCCCCUGUAACUCGUCUCCUGCAUCCUACCCACAAGAGCCAUCAAACUAACUUAUCUCAGGUUAUAACUGAUGCGUUGAAACUUGCUAGAUCAUCCCCUAAACGACGUGUGAGUAGCCCUUCUGAGGUUGUGAAUCCCUUACCUGAUGACGAAUCUGCACCCUCGGAUCAUGGUGAUAUGGAUGGUGACCCUCUUGAUGACGAGCCAAUACCAUCCGCUCAAGUUCGACCACCUAGGCCCCCUGUUCCUCCACCACCGCCGCGGCCUAAUCCAAGAGAUACCCCUCCUCGUGCGAAUCAAGCUGGUGAUGAUGAUGAUGUUGAUGCUUUUAACGAUUCCCAAGCAUUACCCAUCCCAGGCGAAGAUCAACAACGUUUGCUUGAUUUUCACAAUAAGUGGCGUGCUGUUUUCUCGGAAGACUCGACCUGGCAGCAGUUUACGGAUCAGUGUGUUGAAUUUGCUUCGGAAGCUCGUUCUCUGGCUUCUGAUCUUAUUAAGCCACCUGGUGCUCGUGUGCGCAACAAAAACCCUGAUCCCCCUCCUCCGAGGCGUCCUGCGAACGGUCGGCCUAUUGCUCGAUUUGACCCGGUUGCUGCUAGACGGAUACAAGGACUUUACCGACAUUCGAAGAAACGUGCAGCUCGGCAGCUCCUCAAUGACAAUACCGUCUCAUAUGGGGGCACCUUGGAGGAUGCUCAUACCUACUUCACAGAUGUGUUUGAUGAGAAACGUGCUAAUGCUAGUGUCUUAGGUGAAGGACUCAACACGUUUGUUCCGACUGGGGUGGAUCACGAAGACACUGAGGACUUAUAUUCAGAAAUCUCGGAGAGUGAAGUAGCGGCCAAACUUCGAUCUGCUGCGAAUACUGCCCCUGGUGCUGAUCGUUGCGAGUAUAGUCAUCUGAAAAAGAUUGACCCAGCUGCAAAGAUUCUCACUCUCAUAUUUAAUCGUUGUCAGCGUCAGAAGGAUGUUCCCCAGCCGUGGAAAGAGGCAUUAACCAUCCUUAUCUAUAAGAAAGGUGAUGAUCGUGAUGUUAGUAACUUUCGGCCAAUUGCUCUCAUGUCAGUGAUCUACAAACUGCUGAUGGGGGUAGUUGCAAAGCGUUUAACCCGUUGGUCUAUCGAAGCUGGUAUAUUAUCUGAUGAACAGAAAAGUGCGAGACCAUCUGAGGGCUGUUACGAACAUACCUUCUUACUAAAGUCUCUGGUUGCAGAUGCCAGACGUCGGAAGCAGAAAUUGUUCCUUGCUUGGUUGGACAUUCGUAAUGCUUUCGGUAGUGUUCCCCAUAACACCAUUCGAGCUACCCUUCGUCAUAUCGGUGUUCCUGCUGAUCUAAUUGCAUUGAUAAUGAAUGCCUAUCGUGGUGCUACUACAGUGGUUCGUACGCCGCAAGGGACUACCGAACCAAUACCAGUUGAGGCUGGAGUUAAACAAGGCUGCCCGUUGAGCCCCAUCCUUUUCAAUUUGUGUAUUGAACUGAUCCUGCGCAUGGUCAAGAAGAAGGCGUCAAAGUUGAAGUCGGGUGCCUGUGUAUAUCAUGGUUCCACUAUUUCCUGCCUGGCUUAUGCAGAUGACCUUGUCAUAAUUGCACGUAGUAGACAUGCCCUACAGAAAUUACUGGAUGAGGCUUCUGACGGUGCUACCAUCCUUGGUUUCUCCUAUAGACCGGAUAAGUGUGCAUCCAUCUCCUUGGUUACUGAUGGUAAACGAACAGUUAGGACGGAAGUCAAUGAAUUCCUUGUUCAAGGUACACGUGUUCCUGCCUUAGAGAAUGAAGAAUCCUACCGCUAUCUUGGGGUUCCAAUUGGUCUCAUACACAACAUUGAUGACAUUCCAAACAUCGUUCCACGCCUUAUUCGUGACCUUGAAACGAUUCGUUCUUCUCUUCUUGCCCCGUGGCAGAAGCUGGAUGCAAUUCGAACAUUCAUCCAACCCUGCUUAACAUAUGCGUUGAGAGCUGGUAAUCCCCUUAAACAAUCCUUGCGGGACUAUCGCUCAUUGUUGGUUAAAGCCCUACGUGAUAUUUGUUCCCUCCCAACGAGAGCAUCUGGUAGUUAUUUCUUCGCCAGUAAACGAGUCGGUGGCCUUGCGUUUCAAGAUCCAACAAUUGAAUCGGACCUGCAAGCGAUUGUGCAGGCUAUACGAAUCCUCUCUUCCAGUGACGAAGUUGUUGCCAAGAUCGCCCGCGAAGAACUGAAGACCUUUGUACGUAGAACUGCUCAGUCCAAUCCUACGGCUGAACUUAUUACGAAGUACCUCUCGGCUGACAAAGAUCCUAGGUUGGACAAGUUGAACUAUUCUACGCAUUCGUCCCUUUGGUCUCGUGUUCGAUCAGCUUGUCGUAGGCAGCAUGUCACCUUCAUAUUCUCUGAUAAUAACCCACCAUGUGUUAUUGCUGACGGGUCAGACCAGAUUAAAUCCAAAGAAAUCACCUUCUUUCUUCAUCGUCUUGUUCAGCAGCGGUAUGCUGAUGCGCUCAUGACCCUUCCGGACCAAGGCAAGGUUGCUCGUUGUCUUACUGGUGACCAGUAUGCGAACGGUUCAUCCUGGCACAUGACAGGCCUCAAUAUACGUUUCAAAGAUUGGAGGUUUAUUCAUCGUGCUCGCCUGAAUGUUCUUCCGUUGAAUGCCAACAAGAGUCGUUUUUCUAAUGCGUCCAGUACAUGUCGCCACUGUCCCCAACCAGAAACCCUCCCACACGUGGUUUGUCAUUGUUGCCCACAAAUGAUGCAGAUUCGUGAUCGUCACAACAAGAUCGUUGAUCGUCUUACCAAUGCUGUACGGUUCGGGGAGAUCACCACGGACAAAACUGUUCGCACAUCAGGCUUGAGGUUAAGACCAGACAUUGUUGUCGAGGAGAAGAAUGAAGUUCUAAUAAUUGAUGUUACUUGCCCCUUUGACAACGAUGUAGAUGCCUUAUCUGAUGCAGCCCAAGCCAAGUUCAACAAAUAUCUGGUUCUCAAAGAUCACUUCAUCUCUCAUGGUAAAAAGUGCGAGAUCUAUCCCUUUGUUGUUGGUGCCUUGGGCGCGUGGUACAAGCAAAACGAACUGCUGCUGACAAAGUUGGGCAUGACCAGACGUUAUAAAUCCUUGUUCAGAAAGUUAUGCUGUUCUGAUGCAAUCCAAGGGUCGACCAACAUCUACCGCCUACAUCUAGGUUGGGAUGAUGCGACACCGGCUCCUGCUCUUUAA